CACCCACCCUUUCCUUGGCGAGAAGACCUUUUUCCACAAACCCCAUAUACUCACGCCUCACGCCUCACGCCAUUCUCAAAACUAACUCAAAUCCCUCAUAAAUCCAUUCAUUCUUUAUCCUUCAUCACUGAAUCACUUCAUCCUAAAUUCUACUUCUCAAUAUUCAUCUUCUUCCUUGCUGCACCAAUCACUCUUUCAUCGUUAGUAUCAAGCAUUGCAAUUUUCGUAAUCUAAUCGACAAUGGAAGACACCGAUUCCCAAUCAAAACCAGAUCUAACCGAUGUAGACUCCGAAAUUCCCAAUUCCAACACCAACAACAACGAUACCUCGUUGGAAACAAUCGUUCGGAGUUUCCAAGAUUCAAUGUCUGUAACCAAACAGCACAAAUUCUGGGAAACUCAACCGGUUGGUCAAUACAAAGAUCUUGGAGACUCAACCUUACCUGAAGGACCGAUUGAGCCACCAACGCCUUUAUCAGAAGUCAAACAAGAGCCUUACAAUCUUCCAGCUGCUUAUGAAUGGACAACCUGCGACAUGGAUUCUGAAGAAACAUGUGACGAGGUUUAUCUUCUUUUGAAGAAUAACUAUGUUGAGGAUGAUGAGAACAUGUUUAGGUUUAACUAUUCUAAGGAGUUUCUUACAUGGGCUUUGUGUGUUCCUGGGUAUUUUAAGAGUUGGCAUAUCGGGGUUCGCGCGAAAGGGUCGAAGAAAUUGGUUGCUUUUAUAACUGGUAUUCCUGCUAGGAUUAGGGUUAAUGAUAAUGUGGUGAAAAUGGCUGAGAUUAACUUUUUGUGUGUUCAUAAGAAACUUAGGUCGAAGAGGCUUGCGCCGGUUAUGAUUAAGGAGGUUACUAGGAGGGUUCAUUUGGAGAAUAUUUGGCAAGCGGCUUAUACGGCUGGGGUUGUUCUUCCGACCCCGGUUGCUACUUGUCAGUAUUGGCAUAGGUCGUUGAACCCGAAGAAGCUUAUUGAUGUUGGGUUUUCGAGGCUUGGUGCUAGGAUGACGAUGAGUCGGACUAUUAAGCUUUAUAAGUUGCCUGAGUCGACGGUUACUAGUGGGUUUAGGAAAAUGGAGCUGAGGGAUGUACCUGCGGUUACGCGGUUGCUUAGGAAUUACUUGGGGCAGUUUGUUGUUGCGCCUGAUUUCGAUGAAAAUGAUGUUGAGCAUUGGCUUCUUCCGCAUGAGGAUGUUGUCGAUAGUUACUUGGUUGAGAGUCCUGAGAACCACGAGAUCACUGAUUUUUGUAGCUUUUACACAUUGCCUUCUUCCAUCCUUGGAAAUCAGAGUUACUCAAUUUUGAAAGCUGCUUAUUCUUACUAUAAUGUGGCUACUAAAACUCCACUGCCUCAGUUGAUGAACGAUGCGAUGAUCGUGGCAAAGCAGAAGGAUUUCGAUGUUUUCAAUGCCUUGGAUGUGAUGCAUAAUGAAGGUUUCCUUAAAGAUCUCAAGUUUGGACCUGGAGAUGGACAGCUUCACUACUACUUGUACAAUUAUAGGAUUCGUAAUGCCAUGAAACCGUCCGAACUCGGGCUUGUGCUCUUGUAGCCAGAUAUGUUUUUUUCAGUUUUGUUAUGCCAUUUGGAUAAACCAUUAAUUUGUUCUGUUUUAUUAGCUUGUUGUUUCAACUAAACACCAUUUAUUGUUCCAUUGAAACAUUGGCAAUUUAACAUAUUCUUGCAGAGUAUGUGAAAAAGCUUAUCUUUUGGUGACUUUCUUCUGGUAAUAUGCUUACAUUGCAAAAUUAUGAAGUUGCUAUA
Vicia villosa (hairy vetch) is the source of this 1757-nucleotide messenger RNA. RefSeq names its product glycylpeptide N-tetradecanoyltransferase 1-like. The record is from RefSeq and is a predicted model, not a curated record. Gene Ontology annotation, molecular function: glycylpeptide N-tetradecanoyltransferase activity. Gene Ontology annotation, biological process: N-terminal peptidyl-glycine N-myristoylation. Lineage: Eukaryota; Viridiplantae; Streptophyta; Magnoliopsida; Fabales; Fabaceae. The transcript is spliced from 2 exons. The coding region runs from base 241 to 1545 and encodes 434 amino acids. Gene Ontology annotation, cellular component: cytoplasm.